AUGCGCGCCACUCUGUUUAUUGCCGCCCUGGCUGCCGGCUGCGUCAAUGCCUACGAGAAGCGGGUGUAUGUGACCGACUGGACCACUGUCACCGUCACUGAGACGGUCACUGCCCCUGCCGUCACCGAAACCGUUCAGCCGGCGCACCAGGCCCAAGUCCAGGUCACGACGACCACCGUCUCCCAGGCUGCCGCCCCGGCGCCCGCUGAGACCGACAAGUCGGACUUCUCGAAGAAGUCGACCGUGCUGGUCCCCAACUCGGCCACCUCCGCCGCUCCCCAGCCUGAGACCGAGGACGGCACCACUUCUUCCUACUCGACCGCGUGGACUUCCACCGUGACGCCCUCGUCCACUCUGUCCACCUCCACGGCCGCGGCCGCCACAACCAGUGCCACUUCGACUGCCACCAACUCCUACCAACAGGCCGUUCUGUACAACCACAACAUCCACCGCAGCAACCACUCGGUUUCCUCGCUCGACUGGUCCGCCGACCUGCAAGCCAGCGCUCUGGCUCUUGCCCAGAAGUGUGUAUACGAGCACGAUACCUCCAUCGAUGGCGGUGGCUACGGUCAGAACAUCGGAUAUGGAGUGGAGUCCAGCGAAAUUGGCGUCAUGAUCACCAACCUGAUGUACAACGACGAGAUCGGCUACUACCCCCUGCCCUAUGGUCAGGCCGACCCCAGCAUGACGAACUUCGACAAAUGGGGUCACUUCUCUCAGAUUGUUUGGAAGGGCACCACUCACGUCGGCUGCGCAACCGUUACUUGCGACAGCCUGGGCAAUGUCGACUCCAGCAGCGCCUUGCCCUUCACCGUCUGCAACUACUCGCCUCCCGGCAACUACGACGGUGAAUACGGUACGAACGUUCUCAAGCCCGGUACCGCGAGCACCUACUCGGCUUAA
Messenger RNA from Penicillium macrosclerotiorum, 903 nucleotides. Its product is annotated as CAP domain-containing protein. The record is from RefSeq and is a predicted model, not a curated record. The coding region runs from base 1 to 903 and encodes 300 amino acids. The transcript is spliced from 2 exons. NCBI's taxonomy places the organism in Eukaryota, Fungi, Ascomycota, Eurotiomycetes, Eurotiales, Aspergillaceae. Gene Ontology annotation, cellular component: extracellular region.